Messenger RNA from Cylindrotheca closterium, 1026 nucleotides. The record is from the annotation of a GenBank genome assembly. Lineage: Eukaryota; Bacillariophyta; Bacillariophyceae; Bacillariales; Bacillariaceae.
AUGGCAGCAUUAGCAUCAGUCAUCAGGGUGGCGGCCAUUUUCUGUCUGAUAUUGUUAUCGAGUCUAUCAAUACAUACGUGCAAUGCUUCUGCCGUCUCUGCCACCAGUCGUAGAACCAAGGUCAAUCAGCAUGGUGGGAUUAUCAUGAACAACAACAACAACAACAACAACAACAACAACAACAACAUGAUCAGACCAUCAUCAUCAUCCUUGCAAUUAUCUUCCUUUCGCAAGGCGUUCAUCAGAGGAGGAGUGGCACGAAGUGUCGGACAAGCCAUAUUGUAUCCAGUGGAUGCCUUGAGGACGCUAGCUCAAACCCGAGACGGCAAAACCCUGGCCGAUGUGGGUGUGAAAGCGCUCGUCCGAGGGUGUGUCACCACGAGCAGCUUUGCCUUGGCCAUGGGCGCCUUGCAAUUUUCCAUCGUGGCUGCCUUGCGUGAAAAGGUGGGAACUCCCAUUGCGGCAGCCUGUGGUGCUACGGCUUCCUGUUUGGUCAGCAUUCCCCAAGAAGUCAUCAAACAAAAUUUGGUCACGGGCGUGUAUCCCAGUUUUCGACAAGCCGUCCAAUCAAUUUUUACAGAGAAAGGAAUAUCCGGAUUCUACAGUGCCUGGAGACCGACUGUCUUGCGGAAUGUUCCCUUUGUCAUGAUUACCUUUACGACACAAGAUUCCAUUAAGCGACAUCUACUUCAAAAACAACAAGACCAUGAUUCCAAAGCUUCUUCGUCAUCACCACCAUCCCUGUCCAUGGCACAAAAUAUCGCCACAGGCAUGGCCAGUGCACUAGUGGCGGGAACCAUUACCAAUCCAAUCGAUGUCAUUAAAACGAGAAUGAUGACACAAGGGGCCAGUAGUGCCGUCCAAUACAACAAUGCCUUGGAUUGUUUCGUCACCAUACUCCAAAAGGAAGGUGGUCUUCCGACCUUGUACAAGGGAUUUCCCCAACGGUCCGUGUACAUGUGCGGAUUGUGGGGGAUUACGUUUGCGAUUAAUGAAACACUGAAUCGGAAGGAUAAUUCCAAUUGA